CCCGCCGCCCGACGUGGCUCUCCCCGGGAGGACCCGGGGCUCCUCCGCCGGAGUUGGAGGUGGGCUUCAACUUUUGCUCGCUGUCUUCGCCGCCGUCACCCCGCGGUCCCGCCGGGGGCUUCUCCCCGCGGCAGCGCAUCCCCGUCGCGGGUGGGGAAGGCAGCCCCGCGCAGCCCGGCCCCACCAUGACUUCCAAAGAAGAACCCAAGCCCUCUUCGGGGGAAGAACGGCGGCGGAGCCCCUUGGAUCACCUCCCACCGCCGGCCAACUCCAACAAGCCCCUCACCCCCUUCAGCAUCGAGGACAUCCUCAACAAGCCCUCGGUGCGGAGGAGUUACACCCUCUGCGGAACGGCCCACCUCCUCUCCGCCGCCGAGAAGCACCCCCCGGCCGGGCUGCCCCUCUCCGGCCGGGCGCUGCUCUCCCAGACCUCGCCCCUCUGCGCCCUGGAAGAGCUGGCCAGCAAGACCUUCAAGGGGCUGGAAGUCAGCGUGCUGCAGGCGGCCGAAGGCCGGGACGGGAUGACCAUCUUCGGGCAGCGGCAAACGCCGAAGAAGCGUCGGAAGUCGCGGACGGCCUUCACCAACCACCAGAUCUACGAGCUGGAGAAGCGGUUCCUCUACCAAAAAUACCUGUCGCCGGCGGACCGGGACCAGAUCGCCCAGCAGCUGGGGCUCACCAACGCCCAGGUCAUCACCUGGUUUCAGAACCGCCGCGCCAAGCUCAAGAGAGACCUGGAGGAGAUGAAGGCCGACGUGGAAUCGGCCAAAAAGCUGGGCCCCAACCCCGCCGUGGACAUCGUGGCCUUGGCCGAGCUGGAGCCCAGCGCCGAGGGACGGGGCAAGGCGCGGCCCGGGUCCCCGCCGCCGCCGCCCCCCGCCGCCGCCCGGGAGCCAGGCGCUCCGCCGCCGCCCCGCCCCGCCUCGCCCCCCACGGAGCGGCCCCGCAGCCGCCGGGACAGCGAGGAGGAGGAGGAAGAGGAGGAGGAGGACGUGGAGAUCGACGUGGAUGACUGAGGGGCGGCCGGCGUGCCCCCCCAUGUCCCUCCCCCCCCAUCCCGAGAGCUCCAAACCGGCACC
Melospiza melodia melodia is the source of this 1079-nucleotide messenger RNA. RefSeq names its product ladybird homeobox 1 (gene LBX1). The record is from RefSeq and is a predicted model, not a curated record. Bases 186 to 1016 code for a protein of 276 amino acids. Gene Ontology annotation, molecular function: DNA-binding transcription factor activity, RNA polymerase II-specific; sequence-specific double-stranded DNA binding. The transcript has 2 exons. Gene Ontology annotation, cellular component: nucleus. Gene Ontology annotation, biological process: regulation of transcription by RNA polymerase II. Lineage: Eukaryota; Metazoa; Chordata; Aves; Passeriformes; Passerellidae.